Messenger RNA from Coregonus sp. 'balchen', 13515 nucleotides. Lineage: Eukaryota; Metazoa; Chordata; Actinopteri; Salmoniformes; Salmonidae. The record is from the annotation of a GenBank genome assembly.
AUGAUAGUAGAUACAGAGAGAGAGAAGCCAGAGAAGCAGAUGGCGUAUACUCAGCUUCUUCAAAAACGCGACCUCCGCGCGUCUCUCGUUCCUCGCGCCACUCUCUCUCUCGUCUCCCUCUCGCUAUUCCCUCGACUCUCUCUCCUCCUAUACCUAAUCCGCUCGAUCUCCCUACCAUGCUCUCUCUAAGGAGAAAGACGAGACCGCAAAUCCUCUCUCUCUCUUCCCUCUCUCUCUUUCAGCGGCUGGCCCCCCAGCAGCAGAAGUCGUCCUCCAUUGAUAUAGACUGUAAGAGACUCCACCACCCCAACCUGUCCAGCAGGGGGGGGGUCAGCAUCACCCCUCUGGACCCCUCCUCCUCCUCCCCCCCACCCCCAGACCCCCCUAGUUCAGUCUAAACCACCCCAGCAGCAGCAGCAGCAUCAACACCCCUUCGCCCCCCCUCCUCCUCCCUCCAUCCCCCCUGUCCCCGUGACCUCUCUUGACUCCUCUUUGACCUUUGACCCCCUAGCUCACUUCCUGGCCCCCCAUCUGACCCAGCAGGGGGGGGAGCCCCCCCAUAAUGCACUGGGGCCCACCGCCGCCGGACCCCCCCACCUCAACGCUACCAACACACACACACCCCCGGCCACACACACCUCGGAGAGCACACACCCCUUCCUCAACCAGCAGGCUGUCAUACCCUCCCCAGGUAUGUGGAUGGACGGACACACCACACAUGUAUAUCCUUCAUUGUGUCGAGGGGUUUUGAUGAAACAUUUAGAUUUUUGAAAUGUCAUUUAUUUCUGUACUUACUCUUUUUGUCCCUCCCCCCAUCUCUUACUCUCUUUCUCUCUACUCUGUGACGCCAUGUCACAUCUCAAGAGUCGCGCGCGCAGAUCGAGCUAUCCUAGACCGUCUCUAUCUAUUCCCUCUCUAUCGUAGCCUCUCCUUUCUGCUCUCUCAUACCUCUAUAGCUCUACUCUCCUUCUCUCUCUCCUCCCUCUCUCUCUCUCCUCUCCUUCUCUCUCUCUGUAGCACUCCACAACGAUCUCCCCCAGCAGCCGUCCCGCUCCAGCAACCGAGUGGCCCCCAAACCCCCCCAGCCUCCCCCCUCCUCCCUUCCCCCUCCGCUCCUCCUCCUCCUCCUUCCCAGCCCUCCCUACCCCUCUCCCUUCCCCAACCCUCCCUCCCUCGCCCUCGUGUCCCUUCUCCCCCCACCCCCCACGGAAUCCUAGGGGUCUCGGCCCAACCCCCUCAAGCCCUAUUUGAGGACGACGAGGAGGCCACGCCCACUAACUCUGAAACCCUGCCCCCUCCCCUCCCGCUCAGCCAGGGGCACGUGUACCUGCAGUCGCUGCAGCGGUCCCGGCCCCCGGCACACACACACUCUCCUGGACAGGUGCCGUCUCAGCUCAUGCAGGCCAUGCAGACUCAGUCACAGGCGGCGGCCGCUCCAACCCAGCAACAGCAGAGACUCGCGGCACACCCUCACACACACCCUCACACACACCCUCACACACAUCCUCACACACACCCUCACACACACAUGCAGCAGGCGGGGCAGGGGAUGUCGUUCCCCCAGCAACAGAGCACCAUGCACUCGGCACAGAAGGGGCUCAAGCAGAAACUACAACAACAACAACAACAACAACAACAACAACCACCACCACGGAUCAAAACUGAGCCUUUUAAUACAGGUAGGAGAGAUAUUACAGACACGGACGGACACACAGACGGACACACACACAGACGGACACACAGACAGACGGACACACAGACGGACACACAGACGGACACACAGACGGACACACACACGGACGGACGGACGGACGGACACACAGACACACAGAGCAAACCUUUUGAGAACCCCCCCACUAGAGGUAUUCUCGGAUCCUGAAAUUGAGAUCUGAACCGAAUUGGAUCCGUGAAACUCCCAUCCAACAAAGACAGGACCCUGUCAUUUUUUUGCAAAAUCAAUAUCAAAUCCGAUUCGGAUCCGACGAGGUGGACCAGAUCCGACCCAAAAUAUGUCCCAGAUGAGGGAGAAUCGGAUCCAAACUGGGUCGGGUCUGUAUCGGACCCAGAUGGGUCUUUAUGCGGCUUUAUUGCUGCGCAAGCUAGCAGAACUGUUCUGUCUUGUCUUGUCUGGCAGUGAAUGUUAACAUUUCACAUGUGUUUUCUGUUGUAGGCCUCUAAAAUAAUAGAGUUGUGGUCCAAACUACAGCUUUUAGUACUUUCAUAAAUGACAUCCCUGAUUUUAAAAUGUGGGCAGUAGACGGGAAGGGGCGUGUGGAGAAGACGUACUAUAGUCUCUCCAGAAUGCUCUCUGUCUCCCGCUAAUUUGUGAUCAUUCAUUGUUUCAUGGUGUGAAUUGUAUCCCCUUUGUUAAUUUAAACGAGUUAUGUAUUUUGUUUUGAGCACGCAUCGAAGUACCUGGCCUGUGCGCAAAUAUAGGUCUGAUAGUAUUUCUGAUUGGCUUAACUCACCACCACUAAUGAGCUGUGGAGCUUCUCAAAGUCAUUGUUCUUCACCUCACACAUUCAACAGAGCGUUCUACAUCCAUUGUGAAUGACAAUAGAUCCUCACUGUAUUUGAAACAUCUUUCCAACUACUCGAUAGGCCUAAGUAACCACCGCGCCUCAGUGUGAAAUAGCAACAUAUUGCUGAUCCCAUAUCCCCAGUGGAAACAUCAUAAAAUAGGCUAUCUGAACUCUUCUCCCUGUGUGAAUACCGCUGUCUGUUCAGUGAGGGCCCAGUUGGAACACUGUUGCUAUAGCGAGAGAUCAAGCCAGAGAGAGGCAAACAGGCGUUGGAGAUAGAUUAAUGCUAUUGACUAAACCAACUGCCAAGCGUACCAAAUGUGAUUUAUAGAGGAUAUUUAUUUUCAUCAGGAUAUUUUCAUCAAAUAUAUUUUUGGAUCUGGUCGGUUUUCCACAUAUUUUCAGACUGUUAGGAUCUCAGGUAAUCAAGUUAGGGUAUAGCCGUGAAGACCUCUACCCCCACCCCCCUAAUUUGCAUACGGGUGUUUCUCCCGUUGUGAUAGGUCCUCUGAGGGAGAGCCCCUCCCCUCUGAUGAUACAUUCUCCCCAGAUGCCUCAGUUCCCACCAAUGAGACAGUCCCCUUCCCAGCCCAAGAAACCUGUGAGUACACAAAGAGAGCGAGUGUGUGUGUGUGUGUGUGUGUGUGUGUUAACCUUGUGUGUUCUCUCUAGAACCAGAGGGGGUUAAAUAGGAUGUGUGUGUACAGUGUGUGUGUGUUAACCCGGUGUGUUCUCUAGAACCAGAGGGGUUUUUUAGGGGUUAAAGAGGAUGUGUGUGUGUGUGUGUUAACCCAGUGUGUUCUCUCCAGAACCAGAGGGUUAAAGAGGAGAAGCCGCUCCCCUCCCCGGUGCUGCCCCCCCCCUCCCCCUUCAACCCCGCCCUGCGACACCACACAGACAACAAGCACACGCACAGUGAGUACACACCUGGCUCUGUAGAGAGAGAGAGCGACACGUCUCUGCCUCUUCUGUCUGUAGAGUGUUUCUAUUUUAGAAUUUCAGAGCAACAAAUGUUAAAGUAAUUCAAAGUGAAUAGGUCACCUGUAUCAACCAAUCGUAUGACACCUGCAGGAUCAGAUGUGAAGCUAUUGGACGGUUCUCGUCCUGGGCUCCGCCUCCCGGACUCACCGGCCCCUCCCCAUCAGAACAGCAAACUGAAGCAGGAGGCCAAGACGCCCAUCGCCCCCAAGAAGACACAGGUGUGUGUGUGUGUGUGUGUGUGUGUGUAAGUCAGAAGCAUGUAGAUUCAGAACUUAAUUUAAAGGACAAGUUUCCUUUUUUACAACCAAAUCUCUAUUUUUUUUAUGUAAAUAUCAUGUUAUAGAAGGGUCCAGACACUUUUUUUGUGAUUUCACAUGUUUUUGAGAAACCUACCCCAACCUUACCCCAAUGGAGGGAGGGAGGGAGGGAGGGAGGGAGGUAGGGAGGUGGAGCAGUCAGGUGUUCAACCAGCAGCUGAGGCCCGACAUCUGGGGACUGGUGGUGCGAUGGUAAACGAUGCCCACUGAAGACGAGUGUCUUUGCUGCGCGGAGUGGGACCUGCUUGUGCCAGCCUUGUCAAAUGUAAAUGUAUCUGGCGACGAGACAACGUUGUCCCGCGAGUGCACCCCACUCUGCAACAAGUGACAAUGACUUUUCAGCCCUCAUCAACUCCUGCAGUUCUAGAAAUGUUUUUUAAAUUUCAAAUUGAGUAAUGGAAGAACACGUGUAAAACUUUUAUUUCACCGUUGAAGAACACAUAAUAACAUAUUGACAGUAUCAGUACAGUAGCAUGAGCUACAUGGUGGAUGAGAGGAUACAGUGCCUUGCAAAAGUAUUCACCCCCUUUGCUAUGAAGCCCCUAAAUAAGAUCUGGUGCAAUCUAAGUGUCACAUGAUCUGUCACAUGAUCUCAGUAUAUAUACACCUGUUCUGAAAGGCCCCAGAGUCUGCAACACCACUAAGCAAGGAGCACCAUGAAGACCAAGGAGCUCUCCAAACAGGUCAGGGACAAAGUUGUGGAGAAGUACAGAUCAGUGUUGGGUUAUAAAAAAAUAUCCCAAACUUUGAACAUUUACAUUUACAUCAUUUAGCAGACAUCCCACGGAGCACCAUUAAAUCCAUUAUUAAAAAAUUGAAAGAAUAUGGCACCAUAACAAACUUGCCAAGAGAGGGCUGCCCACCAAAACUCACAGACCAGGCAAGGAGGGCAUUAAUCAGAGAGGCAACAAAGAGACCAAAGAUAACCCUGAAGGAGCUGCAAAGCUCCACGGCGGAGAUUGGAGUAUCUGUCCAUAGGACCACUUUAAGCCAUACACUCCACAGAGCUGAGCUUUACGGAAGAGUGGCCAGAAAAAAGCCAUUGACUAAAGAAAACAAUAAGCAAACACAUUUGGUGUUCGCCAAAAGGCAUGUGGGAGACUCCCCAAACAUAUGGAAGAAGGUACUCUGGUCAGAUGAGACUAAAAUGGGGGUGAAUAGUUAUGCACACUCAGGUUUUCUGUGUUUUUUUUGUCUUAUUUCUUGUUUGUUUCACAAAAAAAAAUAUUUUGCAUCUUCAAAGUGGUAGGCAUGUUGUGUAAAUCAAAUGAUACAAACCCCAAAAAAUCCAUGGAGUUGGAAAAACACUUGUGUAAGGAAACAGACGCCGCUUCAAUCUUGACAAUAGGCAAUCUUUUUCUCCCAAUUAAAAAAAAACGGAAGUAUCGCAGGACAAGACCAAUACACAACCAACUGUCUGGAUCAGCCCAGUCCUUCUGAAAUGGUCCACAGAUAAAACAGUCCUCAAACCAUUGUUGUCUAGGCCCUAAUCACCAUAGGAGUCUAGGGCCCUGAGAUGGGCCGUUAAGCUUCAUUGUUCUGUAAAUCAAGGUUUCUGACCCAACUCCAGCAGUCUCCUGUGAAUUGAUGUGUGCCCCGUUGACUUGAGUGGUUUGCUAUUAUUCUGUAAAUCAAGACAUAAACCCAGGUUGGCCUAAACCGGUUUUGAGAUUACCAUUUGUGUGGUGGCUUUGAAAUGGACAAUCAAAACUUGUUUAGGCCAACAUAAUGUCUUGAUUUACAGAAUAGUAGCAAAGCCUAUCUCUUACCUCAGUUGCUAUUUCUGCAGGUCCUAGACAGGUCCGGCAAUGUCUUACUACGGUUACAGUUCUUCGUGGUGGUUUACAGAACUCGUCAUCAGAAAAAUGCUUGCUGCAUACCCGUAGAUUCAACGUACGAAGUCUGUGGAUGGGAGUGUUUAUGCAUCUAUACAGAACAACUAGCCAAAGCCUCAUCCAAAGGAAGUACGUGAAAAGUUAGACUGUUGUUUUUUUUUGUGUUGUUGCAUUUUGGGAUUGCACAUCUGCGAACCGUUUUCAGCAAUAUUCAGCAAACAUAACAACUACAACUACAGUGAGGGAAAAAAGUAUUUGAUCCCCUGCUGAUUUUGUAUGUUUGCCCACUGACAAAGAAAUGAUCAGUCUAUAAUUUUAAUAGUAGGUUUACUUGAACAGUGAGAGACAGAAUAACAACAACAAAAAUCCAGAAAAACGCAUGUCAAAAAUGUUAUAAAUUGAUUGAGUAUUUGACCCCUCUGCAAAACAUGACUUAGUACUUGGUGGCAAAACCCUUGUUGGCAAUCACAGAGGUCAGAUGUUUCUUGUAUUUGGCCACCAGGUUUGCAAACAUCUCAGGAGGAAUUUUGUCCCACUCCUCUUUGCAGAUCUUUUCCAAGUCAUUAAGUUUUCGAGGCUGACGUUUGGCAACUCGAACCUUCAGCUCCCUCCACAGAUUUUCUAUGGGAUUAAGGUCUGGAGACUGGCUAGGCCACUCCAGGACCUUAAUGUGCUUCUUCUUGAGCCACUCCUUUGUUGCCUUGGCCGUGUGUUUUGGGUCAUUGUCAUGCUGUAAUACCCAUCCACAACCCAUUUUCAAUGCCCUGGCUGAGGGAAGGAGGUUCUCACCCAAGAUUUGACGGUACAUGGCCCCUUCCAUCGUCCCUUUGAUGCGGUGAAGUUGUCCUGUCCCCUUAGCAGAAAAACACCCCCAAAGCAUAAUGUUUCCACCUCCAUGUUUGAUGGUGGGGAUGGUGUUCUUGGGGUCGUAGGCAGCAUUCCUCCUCCUCCAAACAUGGCGAGUUGAGUUGAUGCCAUAGAGCUCAAUUUUGGUCUCAUCUGACCACAACACUUUCACCCAGUUCUCCUCUGAAUCAUUCAGAUGUUCAUUGGCAAACUUCAGACGGGCAUGUACGCUGCUCAGAAAAAUAAAGGGAACACUUAAACAACACAAUGUAACUCCAAGUCAAUCACACUUCUGUGAAAUCAAACUGUCCACUUAGAAAGCAACACUGAUUGACAAUACAUUUCACAUGCUGUUGUGCAAAUGGAAUAGACAACAGGUGGAAAUUAUAGGCAAUUAGCAAGACACCCCCAAUAAAGGACUGGUUUUGCAGGUGGUGACCACAGACCACUUCUCAGUUCCUAUGCUUCCUGGCUGAUGUUUUGGUCACUUUUGAAUGCUGGCGGUGCUUUCACUCUAGUGGUAGCAUGAGACGGAGUCUACAACCCACACAAGUGGCUCAGGUAGUGCAGCUCAUCCAGGAUGGCACAUCAAUGCGAGCUGUGGCAAGAAGGUUUGCUGUGUCUGUCAGCGUAGUGUCCAGAGCAUGGAGGUGCUACCAGGAGACAGGCCAGUACAUCAGGAGACGUGGAGGAGGCCGUAGGAGGGCAACAAUCCAGCAGCAGGACUGCUACCUCCGCCUUUGUGCAAGGAGGAGCAGGAGGAGCACUGCCAGAGCCCUGCAAAAUGACCUCCAGCAGGCCACAAAUGUACAUGUGUCUGCUCAAACGGUCAGAAACAGACUCCAUGAGGGUGGUAUGAGGGCCCGACGUCCACAGGUGGGGGUUGUGCUUACAGCCCAACACCGUGCAGGACGUUUGGCAUUUGCCAGAGAACACCAAGAUUGGCAAAUUCGCCACUGGCGCCCUGUGCUCUUCACAGAUGAAAGCAGGUUCACACUGAGCACGUGACAGACGUGACAGAGUCUGGAGACGCCGUGGAGAACGUUCUGCUGCCUGCAACAUCCUCCAGCAUGACUGGUUUGGCGUGGGUCAGUCAUGGUGUGGGUUGGCAUUUCUUUGGGGGGCCGCACAGCCCUCCAUGUGCUCGCCAGAGGUAGCCUGACUGCCAUUAGGUACCGAGAUGAGAUCCUCAGACCCCUUGUGAGAUCAUAUGCUGGUGCGGUUGGCCCUGGGUUCCUCCUAAUGCAAGACAAUGCUAGACCUCAUGUGGCUGGAGUGUGUCAGCAGUUCCUGCAAGAGGAAGGCAUUGAUACUAUAGACUGGCCCGCCCGUUCCCCAGACCUGAAUCCAAUUGAGCACAUCUGGGACAUCAUGUCUCGCUCCAUCCACCAACGCCACGUUGCACCACAGACUGUCCAGGAGUUGGCGGAUGCUUUAGUCCAGGUCUGGGAGGAGAUCCCUCAGGAGACCAUCCGCCACCUCACCCCCAGGCGUUGUAAGGAGGUCAUACAGGCACGUGGAGGCCACACACACUACUGAGCCUCAUUUUGACUUGUUUUAAGGACAUUACAUCAAAGUUGGAUCAGCCUGUAGUGUGGUUUUCCACUUUAAUUUUGAGGGUGACUCCAAAUCCAGACCUCCAUUGGUUGAUCAAUUUAAUUUCCAUUGAUAAUUUUUGUGUGAUUUUGUUGUCAGCACAUUCAACUAUGUAAAGAAAAAAGUAUUUAAUAAGAUUAUUUCAUUCAUUCAGAUCUAGGAUGUGUUAUUUUAGUGUUCCCUUUAUUUUUUUGAGCAGUGUAUAUGUGCUUUCUUGAGCAGGGGGACCUUGCGGGCGCUGCAGGAUUUCAGUCCUUCACGCGUAGUGUGUUACCAAAUGUUUUCUUGGUGACUAUGGUCCCAGCUGCCUUGAGAUCAUUGACAAGAUCCUCCCGUGUAGUUCUGGGCUAAUUCCUCACCAUUCUCAUGAUCAUUGCAACUCCACGAGGUGAGAUCUUGCAUGGAGCCCCAGGCCGAGGGAGAUUGACAGUUAUUUUGUGUUUCUUCCAUUUGCGAAUAAUCGCACCAACUGUUGUCACCUUCUCACCAAGCUGCUUGGCGAUGGUCUUGUAGCCCAUUCUAGCCUUGUGUAGGUCUACAAUCUUGUCCCUGACAUCCUUGGAGAGCUCUUUGGUCUUGGCCAUGGUGGAGAGUUUGGAAUCUGAUUGAUUGAUUGCUUCUGUGGACAGGUGUCUUUUAUACAGGUAACAAGCUGAGAUUAGGAGCACUCCCUUUAAGAGUGUGCUCCUAAUCUCAGCUCGUUACCUGUAUAAAAGACACCUGGGAGCCAGAAAUCUUUCUGAUUGAGAGGGGGUCAAAUACUUAUUUCCCUCAUUAAAAUGCACAUCAAUUUAUAACAUUUAUGACAUGCGUUUUUCUGGAUUUUUUUGUUGUUAUUCUGUCUCUCACUGUUCAAAUAAACCUACCAUUAAAAUUAUAGACUGAUCAUUUCUUUGUCAGUGGGCAAACGUACAAAAUCAGCACUGUUGUGAGUGACUGACAACGUAACGAAAUCUAGCUAUACCUUACCUAUGCCGGUAUCACGUCCCCCCUAAUUUAGCCUACAUGCACACAGUAGGAUUUGGGAAAGAGGAAGUACUCCCAUGCACACAGUAGGAUUUGGGAAAGAGGAAGUACUCCCAUGCACACAGUAGGAUUUGGGAAAGAGGAAGUACUCCCAUGCACACAGUAGGAUUUGGGAAAGAGGAAGUACUCCCAUGCACACAGUAGGAUUUGGGAAAGAGGAAGUACUCCCAUGCACGCAGUAGGAUUUGGGAAAGAGGAAGUACUCCCAUGCACACAGUAGGAUUUGGGAAAGAGGAAGUACUCCCAUGCACGCAGUAGGAUUUGGGAAAGAGGAAGUACUCCCAUGCACGCAGUAGGAUUUGGGAAAGAGGAAGUACUCCCAUGCACGCAGUAGGAUUUGGGAAAGAGGAAGUACUCCCAUGCACGCCAAUAUGCACGUGCAUAAAAAUGAUUGUUUGAGUUGAACAAAAUGGAAUACAGCGUUGUGGCUACAGGUCAGAACGACCCAACGUCCUGUGGACAACAUCUACAGACCUGCAGCACAAUACUGGGAGCUUUGGGGGGUUCUGGAGCCUUUGUUCCUGGUUUUUCGGAGGAUGAGGAAGUGAUUUGCUGGUUGGGGUACAUUUCUCAAAAACGUGAAAUCACAAAAAAAUAAGUGUCUGGACCCUUCUAUAACAUUCCAUUUAAAUACAUUUUUUAGAUUUGGUUGUAAAAAAGGAAACUUCUCCUUUUAAAGGCAGUGUUAUUAAGAAUGAUGGAGGUGAAAAGUGGUUGUUAACGAAAUAUCUACGUCUCUCUCUCUCUCACCCCCCUACUACGCUUUUCCCCUCCCAGGAUGUGAAGUUGAAGAACAUGCGUUCUUGGGCCAGCUUGGGCCAGCGAUCUCAGUCCACCCCCGCCUCCGCUGUUCGCUCGUCUAGCGACAGCUUCGAACUGUUCCGCCGCGCCGCCCGAGAGAAGGAGAGAGAGAAACAGCUAAAAGCACAGGCCGAGCAGGAGAAACUACGGUAAGAAGGGAAGAGAGCGAUGGAGGGAGAGAUGGAGAAGUAAGCUCAUUCUAGCACCCCAGCUAAGCUCCUCCCCCUCUGACACGCCACUUCCUCUUCUCCAGUAGCCGUGACGACGAGGACUCUGUGGAGCAGCAGGGGAGGGGGCGUGUCCAGGAGGACUCUCGCCGUCGCCAGGAGCAACAGUCGCCUCAAGCCCCCACUCCCCCCGCCUCGACCCCACCGGCCGACUCCCCGCAGGCCCCUCCCACUCAACAGGCCACACCCCCGCCCUCGGCCGCAGCACAGAACGCCCUGGACCAACAGAGGGAGCUGGCAAGACGCCGCGAGCAGGAGAGGAGGAGGAGAGAGGCGGUAAUACUUUAUAGCAGUUAUACUACUAUAAUACUAACAUCAUAUACUAGUAUAGCAGGAGAGGAGGAAGAGAGAGGUGGUAAUACUUUAUAGCAGUUAUAAUACUAUAAUACUAACAUCAUAUACUAGUAUAGCAGGAGAGGUUGUAAUACUUUAUAGCAGUUAUACUACUAUAAUACUAACAUGAUAUACUAGUAUAGCAGGAGAGGUGGUAAUACUUUAUAGCAGUUAUACUACUAUAAUACUAACAUGAUAUACUAGUAUAGCAGGAGAGGAGGAAGAGAGAGGUGGUAAUACUUUAUAGCAGUUAUAAUACUAUAAUACUAACAUCAUAUACUAGUAUAGCAGGAGAGGUUGUAAUACUUUAUAGCAGUUAUACUACUAUAAUACUAACAUGAUAUACUAGUAUAGCAGGAGAGAGGCAGUAAUACUUUAUAGCAUAACAGUGGGUACUUGGAGUGAUCAUGGCUCCUAUAUUUGGCCAUAUGGAGACUCAUCUAGACCUGCAGACAAAUGUUCUAUUAUAGUACAUGUUUACUCCUGAAGAAAAUAUUCCAAUGAAGUCCUGUAUAGAGGUUGAAGGAUGGUAAACUUUAUAGCAGUUAUUACUAUAAUAUAAUGAUAUACUAGUAUAGCAGGAGAGAGCAGUAAUACUUUAUAGCAGUUAUAUUACUAUAAUAUUAAUAUGAUAUACUAGUAUAGCAGGAGAGGCAGUAAUACUUUAUAGCAGUUAUAUUACUAUAAUAUUAAUAUGAUAUACUAGUAUAGCAGGAGAGGGCAGUAAUACUUUAUAGCAGUUAUAUUACUAUAAUAUUAAUCAUAUGAAAUUAACUAGCUAUAGCAGGAGUAGAGUGCAUUAGUGAAGGUACUUUAUAGCAGUUAUAUUACUAUAAACUAAAUGAAUACUAGUAUAGCAGGAGAGAGGCAGUAAUACUUUAUAGCAGUUAUAUUACUAUAAUAUUAAUAUGAUAUACUAGUAUAGCAGGAGAGAGGCAGUAAUACUUUAUAGCAGUUAUAUUACUAUAAUAUUAAUAUGAUAUACUAGAUAGCAGGAGAGAGGCGGUAAUACUUUAUAGCAGUAUAUUACUAUAAUAUUAAUAUGAUAUACUAGUAUAGCAGGAAGCAGGGAGAGGUGGAAUACUUUAUAGCAGUUAUAUACUAUAAUAUUAAUAAUAUACUAGUAUAGCAGGAGAGAGGUGGUAAUACUUUAUAGCAGUUAUACUUACUAUAAUCUUAAUAUAUACUAGUAGCAGGAGAGGUGAGCUGUAAUACUUUAUAGCAGUUAUAUCUACUAAAUUAUAUGAUAUACUAGUAUAGCAGGAGAGAGGUGGUAAUACUUUAUAGCAGUUAUAUUACUAUAAUAUUAAUAUGAUAUACUAGUAUAGCAGGAGAGAGGUGGUAAUACUUUAUAGCAGUUAUAUACUAUAAUACUAACAUGAUAUACUAGUAUAGCAGGAGAGAGGAGGAAGAGGUGGUAAUACUUUAUAGCAGUUAUACUACUAUAAUACUAACAUGAUAUACUAGUAUAGCAGGAGAGAGGCAGUAAUACUUUAUAGCAGUUAUAUUACUAUAAUAUUAAUAUGAUAUACUAGUAUAGCAGGAGAGCAGGAGGAGAGAGGUGGUAAUACUUUAUAGCAGUUAUAAUACUAUAAUACUUUAAUAAUAUACUAGUAUAGCAGGAGAGAGGUGGUAAUACUUUAUAGCAGUUAUACUACUAUAAUACUUCAAUAAUAUACUAGUAUAGCAGGAGAGGUGGUAAUACUUUAUAGCAGUUAUAUUACUAUAAUAUUAAUAUGAUAUACUAGUAUAGCAGGAGAGAGGUGGUAAUACUUUAUAGCAGUUAUAUUACUAUAAUAUUAAUAUGAUAUACUAGUAUAGCAGGAGAGAGGUGGUAAUACUUUAUAGCAGUUAUACUACUAUAAUACUAACAUGAUAUACUAGUAUAGCAGGAGAGCAGGAGGAGAGAGGUGGUAAUACUUUAUAGCAGUUAUACUACUAUAAUACUAACAUAAUAUACUAGUAUAGCAGGAGAGGUGGUAAUACUUUAUAGCAGUUAUACUACUAUAAUACAUGAUAUACUAGUAUAGCAGGAGAGAGGCAGUAAUACUUUAUAGCAGUUAUACUACUAUAAUAUUAAUAUGAUAUACUAGUAUAGCAGGAGAGCAGGAGGAGAAGGUGGGAAUCAUCAUAAAGAUACUUAUUAAUAUAUGUACACUACCGGUCAAAGGUUUUAGAACACCUACUCAUUCAAGGGUUUUAGAACACCUACUCAUUCAAGGGUUUUAGAACACCUACUCAUUCAAGGGUUUUAGAACACCUACUCAUUCAAGGGUUUUAGAACACCUACUCAUUCAAGGGUUUUAGAACACCUACUCAUUCAAGGGUUUUAGAACACCUACUCAUUCAAGGGUUUUCCUGUAUUUUUUACUGUCAUCAAGGCAAAGGGUGGCUAUCUGAAGAUCAAAAAAAUAUGAAAUUUUUUUGGUUACUACAUGAUUCCAUAUGUGUUAUAUCAUAGUUUUGAUGUCCUCACUAUUAUUCUACAAUGUAGAAAACAGUAAAAAUAAAGAAAAACCCUUGAAUGAGCAGGUGUUCUAAAACCUUUGACUAGUAGUGUGCAUACUUCAGUUAUAUUACAAUAAUACAGAGAAGGAAGUUUAGCUGAGAAAAAUGGGAAAGAUUUACACUGGAUCUAAUUCCCCCCCCAGAUGGCGGACACCAUUGACAUCAACUUCCAGAGCGACCUGAUGGCCAUCUUUGAAGAGAAUCUGUUCUGAGAAAGAAUGCGAUAGGAGGAGAGGGAGAGAAAGAGAUAGGAACUCUACCUCCCACCAUGUGUCUGGGAUUCCUGCCCUCCCUCUCUCUGAUUGGAGAAACCAGACCAGGAUGUGAGCCUCCCUCUCUCUGAUUAGAGAAACCAGACCAGGAUGUGAGCCUCCCUCUCUCUGAUUGGAGAAACCAGACCAGGAUGUGAGCUCCAGAGACUUGAAGGAGACUGAGGUGAGGUGCAGUAAUAAGGUGGAACCCCCCCCCCCCUAGCGGUGGGGACCGGGGAGUACAACUUCCACUUUUUGCAAUUUCAGAUGCG